ACACUCUUACUAUUUUAUUCUUUUUUUCGGUCGAAAAUGGCUCCCAUUCAGAUUUAAACCUCAACGGUUCAGGUGAAAAAUAUUCAUUUCACGAAGCAGAUUUAUUAGUCUUAUAGGGACGAAAAUCUCACGCGAUUUAAGGAUGUCAAUAUUCUUGAGUAAAUAACAUUAUGCUUUUGGUUUCAAGGAUGGAAGAUAUAGCUCUUUCAUAUUUAACCCUUUACCUUCCGUGAUCCGCCUUCUAGAUGAGAAAAUGAUGCACCAAGUAUCGAGCAACAGCAGCGACUAUGGUCUGGGUAGCAUUGGAGAUGAUGGCCAACACCCAGCCAGUCACUUUGAACUGUGCACCUCACAAUCCAACAAGUUUUACCCCUCCGCCCCACCUCCCUCGCUACAACUGCCACUCCCAAACAUGCCUCCCUUGCCACAGGGAUUAAUCAAGCCCAUGUCUUGCCAAAUGCAGGACUCCCAAAACGAAUUUCACUCCCAGGCCGUUCGAAUGAGGGGUGCAGAGGCACCAGAGGGAUCCAAGAAGAAGAAGGGUCUCGGCAAGUCCGGACGACGAGGCAGGCCCUCGGGUACCACUAAGUCCGCUGGCUACAGGACGAGUACGGGGCGACCACCCGGGACCACCAGGGCGGCGGGCUUUAAAACCAGCCCGGGAAGGCCGCUGGGCACCACUAAAGCCGCAGGCUACAAGGUGAGCCCAGGUAGGCCUCCAGGCAGCAUCAAGACACUGGCGAGGCUCAACAAACUGGACUAUAGCGCCUGCAAUGGUGCUCCGUUCCCAUACACGAUGAUGCAGAAGAGGACCUUGUGCGAAGCCACCGUAAAAGAGAAAGACACUAAUGAGUAAAGAACGGGGGAUUCGGGUGCAUGUGAAUCGUGUUUGUACAGCCAGACUCUUUUUUUUUUAUACUUCACCAUACGUGAAUAUUCGUUAAAUCCUUUUUGUGCAUCCUUUUCCAAAGACCUUUAGCAUUACUAUUCUUGUUAUUGCAUAUGUUAACUUAUUGUACAGAUGUGCAUGAUAGUAGUAUUGUGAAAUAAAGUUACAGAAUCAGAUAGUAAUCUUUUUGGAAUGUACUGUAGAAAGACCUGGAAAUGUGUUGUUUUACACCAAACUUAAUCUCUCUUCUCUUGUUGAACUUACUGCUGGAAACAGUUCCAGCAUCCGUCACACACGAUGUGUUUCACAUUUGACUUUACCCAGUAAUAAUGACCCUUUUCACUUGAUGUCUAUAUGUGAUGUAUGUAUGUUCAUCUGUUUUGUUAAUGGGUUGUAUUUAAAGAUUGCCCUUUUCAGACAUAUAAUGCUGUUUUAUAUGAGCUCAAGUCUCAGAUUUGAGGCAUUUUUAAAGCGGCUCUUGUAAAUGGGACUUAAAUGUAUUAGAUAAGUUGAUAUCAUCAGCCAGUGUGUUGUGAUCAGUGAUAAUAGUUAUGCCGAUGAAUGAUUGAAUCUAAAAAAUACCAUGUUGUUACACGUUUUGCUUUGUUUUGUUUUACGACCUCUCAGAGUUUUGUGUUAUUAAAUACACCUGACCUGCUAACAAAAUAAACAAG
Molecule: messenger RNA, 1563 nt
Organism: Paramisgurnus dabryanus
Lineage: Eukaryota; Metazoa; Chordata; Actinopteri; Cypriniformes; Cobitidae
Source: RefSeq, a predicted model, not a curated record